Molecule: messenger RNA, 1621 nt
Organism: Helianthus annuus (common sunflower)
Lineage: Eukaryota; Viridiplantae; Streptophyta; Magnoliopsida; Asterales; Asteraceae
Product: eukaryotic translation initiation factor 3 subunit M
Exons: 10
Coding region: 118-1350 (410 amino acids)
Biological process (GO): cytoplasmic translational initiation
Cellular component (GO): cytoplasm; eukaryotic translation initiation factor 3 complex
Molecular function (GO): translation initiation factor activity
Source: RefSeq, a predicted model, not a curated record
UAUCACUUUUAUUUGUCCGUAUCAACCAGCAAUCACCAUCAUCAUCAUCUAGGGUUUUUGCUUCGUUGCCCCAUUGUCAUAUUGCUCAAAUCAAUCAACUUCACCACCACCGCUACAAUGACGACAGUUGUACCUACAUCCGAGGAGGAUCCCGUCCUCUACGUUGUGCGUUUCACCGCCGAAAUGUCCUGGGCUGAAGCCGGUCCUGAGGUAGCUGAACAACAAGUGUCUAGUCUGUGCUUGGAGGCUCAGGAAUGCAUGGUUGCCGGUAGAUGGUUGGAUUUGGCUUCACUCAUGGUUACUUCUGCUGAUUUGGUGUUUUCUAAAGCGUCUGAUAAAGAUCUUGAGAGCAUCUUCACCAUUAUCUGCAAUCUUGUGAAGAAACCUGAAAGUCUUGAUGAAUUAUUAGAGAUGGCAAAGCUAUUAUCCACAAAAAUUGCACAGCAACCAAAUGAUAAGCCCGCACUGCGAUUAAAGAUCCUGUUUAAUCUGUACAACCUGUUGGAGAAUCCUUACAGUCGGUUCAUCGUUUACAAGAAUGCCCUCAAGUUGGCAAAAGAAGGAAAAGUCAUCGAACACAUUUUUCCGUCUUUUAGAAAGAUAGACAGUUUGUUGAAAGAGUGGGAUCUUGGAGUGCAGGACCAGAGGGAAUUAUUUUUGGCCAUUUCUAACAUUUUUAAGGAACAUAAAAGCUCUCCGAAGGAAACCCUUAAGUUUUUAACGAAGUAUUUGGCUGCAUUUUCCGGUGAGGAUUCACAUGUUUUGGAGGAGGCUAAGGAAGAAGCUGCACGUGCUAUUAUUGAAUUUGUUAAGGCACCCGAUGUUUUUCAGCAUGAUUUGCUUGAGAUGCCCGCUGUAGCCCAAUUGGAGAAAGACAAUAAAUAUGCAUCGGUAUAUCAGCUUCUGAAGAUAUUUCAGACUCAGAGGCUCGAUGCCUACUUGGAUUUCUACACCACAAAUUCUGCAUUACUGCAAAGCUAUGGUCUUGUACAUGAAGAAUGCAUAGCAAAGAUGAGGUUGAUGUCAAUUGUGGAUCUUGCCUCCAAUGAAUCCGGCCGAAUCCCAUAUUCUUCGAUUAAAGACACGCUUCAGAUAGAGGCUGAUGAAGUGGAAACCUGGGUGGUUAAAGCAAUUACUGCUAAACUCAUCGAUUGCAAAAUGGACCAAAUGAAUCAAGUCAUCAGAGUGAGUCGCUACACUGAGCGUGUUUUCGGGCAUCAUCAGUGGCAAGCUCUACGAGAAAAGCUGGCAACAUGGAGGGGUAACAUAGCAAAUGUAAUAACAACCAUUCAAGCAAACAAGGUCACUGAAGAAGGAACUCAGGCAUUGCAAGGUUUGGCGAUACGCUAGAUUUUGGUUCGUUUUAGCAACUAUUAUCAUCCUCUUCGUCGUCAUCAGGGACUGUGAUACUGAGGAACGGGGGCGCACACAUACAUUCAUUGUUAUUGCUUUAAUUGAGUGUUAAUCACACAUUUUGAAAGUUGUCUUCAAUCAGUAGUUUUUACUUUUUACUUUUUUUUUUCUAAGUAUGAAUUUGUACCUUUUAAUGAGGAAUUGUGCUCUAGCCACAUCAUUGUUUUUACGCGCCAAGACUAAUCCAAACAUGCAAAAAGCUUCUUCA